Thermothelomyces thermophilus ATCC 42464 is the source of this 3238-nucleotide messenger RNA. RefSeq lists its product as uncharacterized. The transcript is spliced from 2 exons. Gene Ontology annotation, cellular component: GARP complex. Lineage: Eukaryota; Fungi; Ascomycota; Sordariomycetes; Sordariales; Chaetomiaceae. Gene Ontology annotation, biological process: retrograde transport, endosome to Golgi. The record is from RefSeq and is a predicted model, not a curated record. Bases 238 to 2937 code for a protein of 899 amino acids.
GGGGACCUUGACCUCAACUUGCAGCCGUUAAUCUGUAACUUCUUAGUUGUAUCCUCUACUUGGCAUCCAACCUUUAAACAACCCUUGACAAUCACAACCUGGGAAACACGAGGCUGCAACUGUCCAAGUAAUAAAUUCGUUCAGCACGGAGGCGCUGGUUCGCCAAGGCCGAUCAGUGAGAUAAUUAACGUUAGAUAACUAACUGCUCGGGACACUUCGUUCGCAAACGAGAGCACCAUGAACAUCAUCUCCGUUGCAGAAUCCCCGUCUCUCGAUUCAGUGGAGUACGACCCGAUCGCACACCUGAACCUCCUCUUCUCGCACCCCUCGACGGUCUCGUCGGUAUCCCGCGUCUCGUCGGCCAUCCGGCGCCACAAGGAUGACUUGUCCCGCUCGAUCGCGUCCCUCGAGGCCGCCCAGGCCUACGGGCCCGACUCGUCGCUCGAGCGCAUGCAGUCGGCCCAGGCCGAGCUGGCCUCGCUCUUCCAGCGCAUCGAGAGCGUGCGCAGCCGCGCCCUGCAGACGGAGCGGGACAUCACCACCAUGACGGCCGACAUCAAGCGCCUCGACGGCACCAAGCGCAACCUGACCCUCAGCAUGACCGCCCUGAAGCGGCUCCAGAUGCUGACCACGGCCUACGAACAGCUCCGCGGCCUCGCCCGGACCCGCCAGUAUCGCGAGUGCGCCGGCCUCCUGCAGGCGGUGCUGCAGCUGAUGCGCCACUUCAAUAGCUAUCGCAGCAUCGAGCAGAUCGCCGUCCUGAGCCGCAACGUCAGCGAGCUGCAGCGCGAGCUGCUCGAGCAGGUCUGCGAGGACUUUGAGCUGGCCUUUGCAAAGGGAGAGGUGGCCGCCCGCCGCGCCGUCCUGGUCGAGGCUUGCCUCGUCAUGGACGCUCUGGGGGAGCACGCCAAGACGAGGUUGGUGACGUGGUACGUCAACACGGAGCUGCGAGAGUACCGCCAAGUCUUCCGGGGCAACGACGAGGCCGGCAGCCUCGACAACAUCGGUCGCCGCUACGCCUGGUUCAGGCGGAUGCUCAAGACGCACGAGGAGGAGCACGCCUCCAUCUUUCCACCCCACUGGCGGGUCGGCGAGACGCUGGCCAUGGCCUUUUGCGACGGCACGCGGGAGGACUUCAAGGGCAUCCUGGAGAAGAGCAUGCGCCGCAUCGACGGGGCCAAGCUCGACGUGAACCUGCUGCUCAGCUGCCUGCAGGAGACCAUGGACUUUGAGCAGAGCCUGGAACGGCGGUUCGCGAGCGAGCCCCGGCUAAGCAUCGACACCCUGAGCUCGGCGGACGACCGGGUCCAGAACUUCAACGGCUCCAUAUCCGUCGCCUUCGAGCCGUACCUGAGCCUGUGGGUGGAGCUGCAGGACAAGGCGUUGGCGGCCAUGAUUCCAAAGUACAAGACACAACCGCUCAUUCCGGCCGACGAGGAGUUCUCUCCACAGGCCGUCAUCCCCUCGGCAAUCGAACUCUUCCACUUUUAUAAACUCACCCUCUCGCAGUGCGCCAAGCUGUCCACCGGGGAGCGGCUCCUCGAGCUCAGCAAGACGUUCGCAAAGUACCUCGACGAGUAUGCCCAGCAGGUCCUCGUUGCCUUCCUGCAGCGCGGCGGGCCGCAGGGACCACCGGUCCAAGAGGUCAUCCUGGUCCUGAACUCGGCCGACUUUUGGUACACCAACACCGGCCAGCUGGAGGAGAGCAUAAAGAAGAGGAUCGAUCCGGACAUGGCUUCCAACGUGGACCUCUCGUCGCAGUCCGACGCUUUCAUGGGGGUCGCCAGCGCCGCCGUCAUGACCCUGGUGGCCAAGGUCGAGCUCGACUGCGAGGGUGCUUGGCGGGAAAUGAGGAACACGAACUGGAGUCGCAUGGAGAGCGUCAGCGACCACAGCUCAUACGUCGGCGAGCUGCUCAAGCGCCUAAACGGGAAGGCCCGAGAGAUCCUCCCGCUAGUCAUCAAGCAGCAGUACGCCCGCGCCUUUUGCGACAACCUGGUCGAGCACCUCGCCACAGCCUACAUUAACAACGUCGUCCAAUGCCGCCCCGUCGGCGAGGUCGGCGCGGAGCAGAUGCUCCUUGACAAAUACGUCCUGACCAAAUCGCUCGAGAACCUGCUCUCCUACCACAACACUUCUGCCUCCACCACCACUACCACCACCACCACCACCGCUACCACUUCCUCCUCCACCUCGUCCCCCGCUGGCCCGGGAUCCGCCCCGCCGUCGCAGCACCCACCUCCGGCCGCCUUCCUCAAGCGGGUCAACCAAGCGAUGGGGCGCAUCGACCCGCUACUCAAGACGCUCCAGGUCCGCCCGUCGCCGCCAGAGGGGCUCGUACAGGCCUACCUGAUCCACAUCGGCGACCGCUCCGACACCAACUUCCGCAAGAUCCUGGAGCUCAAGGGCGUGCGCAAGCAGGACCAAGCCCACCUGAUGGAGCUGUUUGCCAUCCACCGCGACGCCGCCUCGAGCGCCGCCGGCGGACAGCAGCAGCAGCAGCUGGUGCAGAGCUCGCCGCUGCUGACGCCCCUCAUGGCCGGGCCGGGCUCGUCGUCGACCUCGUCCUCGUCGAUGGGGCUAGGCGGAGGCGGAGGCGGCGGCGGUGGUGGUGGCGGCAUGUCCGGUCUUGCGGUCGGGGGCGGUGGCGGGUCGACCACGUCGGGGGGUGCGACGGGCCUGCAGGGCCGGUUCGACGCCGCGUCGCUCGGCGAGAAGCUGCUAAACGCGGCCCGGGACGGUGUCGAGCGGAUGGGAACCACGGCGGGCGCGAGCGGGCCGGGGGCUGGCGGCGGGGCCGGCACCGGCGCGCAAGAGAAGGCGACCAUCAACGAGAACCUCAAGAAUAUCGGCAAGUUCUUCCGCAGGGAUAUUGGCGGGUUCGGCGCGCGGUUUGGAAAGAGGGACAUCACGCCGACCGGAGGGUCAGAGUCUUAGUAGAGAUAUAUAUGCGCUAGUAUACAGUGGUUUUACCGUUGCGAAACAAGCAAUCCUUCUGUGAAGCGGUCCUGGUUCCUGGGUUUAGGGAGGCUCGUAAAUAUGUAGCUACGAAGUGGACGGAGUGAUUAAUCCGUUUUCUUCGAAGCAUUUGUUUCAUGUGUUAACUACUACUCUCUGUACGAAGGACUUGACUCUGAAUCAAAGGAGGAAGCACUGGCAACGCAGGCAAUUGAUACCCGAAUAAAUCUGAGGUAGUUGCCGACGACAGCUUCUACAUAGAUCGCAAACCCAAUGAACG